GUAUGAUGAUGCGAGAUCCUAGCGAAAGCUCCCCCCCCCCCCCCCCCCCCCCCCCCCCCCCCCCCCCCCCCCCCCCGCCCCUCGAAGUGCCGCUCUGACAUGCUGGAAGUUUACGAAGAAGGCUGUGAGGGCAAAUACUUCUACGUGAUCUUAUGCGGGACGUUUGGAGUUCAUUUGCGGCCUGUCGUGAUGAGCCGCAGAAAGCAGGCUCCACAUUUGGCUACCGCUGGUCGUCGCACAAGCCUUAGAGGGGAAGGAGCUACCUCUGCCCGUCGCGCAAGCCUUGGAGGCGAAGGAGUUGCAGUUGGUGUUAAUGUGGGUCAUGGAGGGGGAGACACUCUCUCUGGGGCUGUGGAUUCAUUCAGGACCCCAUUCGGUGCACGGUCGGUAAUCACCGGUGGUCAUACUCCGGCGUUCGUCCUCGACCGUCAUCAGAGCAGACUGUCCUUAUCCUUUGAGGCAGCGAACGAUGAGUUGAACAGCCUUGUUCUUUACUCAACAGCAGGAAACGAAUCUGGAUCUGCAGGGAGACCAGGUUCUAGCUCAGGUCCAAUAGCUGUGAACAGCCUUGUUCCUGCAGGUAGCACAUAUCCCGACCAACAAGGUCCACGUCAUCUGGAUGGCGGUCGUGAUCGGGCUCUCCCCAGUGAUGGCCAAGUGGCAGACAUGCAGGACACCAGACAGUCGCAAUCGAGAGUUCGCCCGCGAGAGACACCCUCGGUCAUCCUCACAGACCCUUCAGCCCCCAUGCACCCGGAGCAGAAGCUGGACCAGGAGCAGGAGCAGCGGCAGGAGCAGUGGAAGCAGUGGCAGCUGCAGCAGCAAGAGUAUAACUCUGACUCGCUAAGUCAAAUCUUAACAGCUCCAGAGUCACAUUUGUCAAAUGCACAAAGCCGCAGAAGCUUGCAGGGACGAGCAGUGGAGACAUCCAGUGAUGCGUCAGCGAAUUUGAUGAUGGUGUCAAACUUAUUGCAAUCCAUGCAAGAGCAACAGAUCCGCGAGCAGGAGCUGCAGCUUCUACCAUCACUACACUCACCUUCGGCCCGGCAUGCUCUGAGUAGGAGUCACAGUCGAAACCGAGCCCACUUCGGGAGCGUGCACUUGCAACAGAGGCAGCGGCAGACCAGACUCGAGACGGAGUCUCAUGAGCGUGAUGGUGCAGUCACUGUACAGCUGCCACAUGUUGAAGGACAAGUAGAUCCCCCUGGUACUGCUUCUGACCACUUGUCUACAUCCUUUGCCACAUCAGCAGGCGGCAUGCCAUUACAUGCUGCAGUUGUUUCGUCUUCGUCCGCCAUGGGUACUGAGGUGGACAAUUCUGCGGAGAAUGUGCAGCAUGCCGAUAUUAAGGCAAAAUGCCAUGGGGAUAAUGCGGCGGCUAAUGCACGGCCAAUAGAUGAUGUUGUGGGUGAGGCAGAUAGGUGUGAGGAUGAUGCCGUGGACAAAGUACGACGUCAUCUCGAUAACUCUAUGGAUGAGGUACAAUAUAAUGUAGAUAACAUUACAGAUAUGACGCACCAUAUUGCCGAUAAACUGCAGCAGCUGCAGAGGAACCUCAGUGUACACGAGAAAGAUGAAGACAGCUUGGGGCCUCUUCUUUCAGAAGGUGAGCGAAAUGAGGACGAUGUUUUUCCACCGCGCAGCAAAAAGAGGAUCGCUGCAGAGGAUACUGGCGAUUGGAUGGAGUUCAUCACAGAUUUCAAGAAAAUGAGAGAUAUUGACAUCAAGUAUGGAUUUUGUGUACGCAAUCUUUAUUCGGGUGACACAUUUGGCGCACGAGAGCUCCUUAGUGGAGCAAGGAGAGGAUGUACAAUGGUUGCAGAGAGCGAUGGAGAAGUACUUGUGAUUGCGAAAAGUGACUUUGUGCGCAUCCUCGGGCCAGUGUCAUCUUCUAUUGUAUUUGAACCCUGUGCUAUGAAGACACUAAUACAGAAUACCAGCCCAGCGAUGCGCAGUGAAGAGGAUGUUGAUCAGCUUCUGCACAUGACGGAGCCAAAUAAAUUCUUCCAGGGACUGCGGAAAAGGGUGCACCAGCAAAUUUGCAGGGCCCUCAGGUUCCGACACUGUGCGGGAAAUGAAAUAGUUAUGAGGCAGGGCGAUGAAGGCGGAGCUUUCUACAUCAUCCAUGCAGGCCACGUGGCAGUGCAUCAGAGAGGUGCAGCCAUGGCAAAGUCAUCAUUGGCGGCAAUCAACCAGUUCUCCUCCUUUUUGCCAACUGGCAUCCCUGCAACAACUCUCUAUGGCGAGAAAACUAAAGAGCUAGGUCCUGGCGAAAGCUUCGGACAUAUGUCCACGGGAUAUAACACAGUCAGGUGAUGAGCUGCUGCUUUUGUUUUUUUCAAUAAUGUGCCAGUUUGGAUUAUUUAUCGAUUGAUGCAUUUCGUUAAAGAGGAGCCAUAAAAAGCACUUCGUGAAAAGUAGACAUUUCAGUAAAGCUGGCCUCGAUUC
Messenger RNA from Chara braunii, 2448 nucleotides. The record is from the annotation of a GenBank genome assembly. Lineage: Eukaryota; Viridiplantae; Streptophyta; Charophyceae; Charales; Characeae.